This is a messenger RNA of Cataglyphis hispanica, 1340 nucleotides long. It is a transcript of the gene Mocs2B, whose product is annotated as molybdopterin synthase catalytic subunit. Bases 155 to 1246 code for a protein of 363 amino acids. Gene Ontology annotation, biological process: Mo-molybdopterin cofactor biosynthetic process. Gene Ontology annotation, molecular function: molybdopterin synthase activity. Gene Ontology annotation, cellular component: cytosol. The record is from RefSeq and is a predicted model, not a curated record. NCBI's taxonomy places the organism in Eukaryota, Metazoa, Arthropoda, Insecta, Hymenoptera, Formicidae. The transcript has 8 exons.
CUUCUUGACAAAAUUAUCUGUACUUUUCAAUUGGAAGCUAUACGUAAUCAGUUAAUGUUAGCUGUGAACGAGGAAUUUGUCGUUUCAAAUAGUAUUCUUGUAUUAUCAGAGAAAGACGAAAUUGCAGUUAUUCCACCACUUAGUGGAGGCUAAUAUGGAAACAUCAAAAAAUUUUGUCAAAUUACAGCAGGAAGAAUUAAAUAUUGCAGAAAUCAUAGAUUUAGUGACAUUUCCUAACUGUGGAGCAAUAUCUAAUUUUAUUGGUAUUACUCGAGACUAUUUUGAAAAUAAAAAGGUAGUUAGGCUAGAAUAUGAAGCUUAUGAAUCAAUGGCUUUAAAGGAGAUGAUCAAUAUUUGUACCAAAAUUCGUGCACAAUGGAAUGUAGAAGGCAUUGCUAUAUAUCAUCGUAUUGGAGAAGUACCAAUAUCUAAAGCAAGUGUUGUAAUAGCAGUUUCCUCUCCUCAUAGAGAAGAAUCAUUGAAAGCAGUAGAAUAUGCUAUCAAUACAUUAAAAACAUUGGUGCCUAUUUGGAAAAAAGAAGUAUAUGAAAUAGGAGAAACACAAUGGAAAGAAAACAAAGAGUGUACAUGGAUAAAUACUUUGAAGAGCGAAGAUGUUAAGACGACUGGAAAUAUAAAUGAAGAAAUAUCAGAUAAAAUUGUUAUUGAUCCAAAUCUUAUACAAAUUCGAGCAAACUCAGAGGAAUUAAAUCGUAGAAUAAAAUCAUUCAUUGAACGAAAACGUCAGCAAGUAAAUGCUGUAAAUGUGCAAGAGUUUUGUUGCCACAGUGAAAGAACUGAUAAUCAAUAUUCUUGUGCAAGAGUAGAUGCCAUUCUUAUUCGACGCAAAGAUUCCAAAAGUCAUGUGAGAGUUCACAGAGUAUUAAACACAUGGGGACCCCAAACCAUUGAUCAAUCAAUUUUACACAAAGCAGUUAUGAAUAAUACAAGUUAUAAUAAUACUAAUGGCUUUUCUGUAUUGGAUGAUAGAAUUUCUGCAGCAGAAUGUACAAUAGGGAUUAAUAAACCUGUGCCUAAAAAUAUUUAUGAAAGAUUGAAAAAUAUUGAAGAUAGAAUAUUAUAUUUAGAAAGCAUAUCACCAGAAUACAAGAAAUUUUGGGUAACAGAAAAUAUCACUAACUUAAAGAAUAUUUCAACAUGUAUCCAGAAAAGAACAUAUUCGAUGGCAGAACUUGAUUUUAAAUUAUAUGAAGUGGAAGAUAAAUAUGCUAAGAAGAUAAAAUAAAAAUUAUUAUAGUUGUAUAAAUACACAUAAUUUUAUAUACGAGAAAAUAUUGUAUAUAGUUUAUAUAUAUAUAUAUAUAUAUAUAUAUAUAUAU